GCCCGCCCGUCAUAGGCGCCCGCGUUGGGGUACGCAGGGCUGUUAGCUGUUUGUGCAUAUUGUUGGCUGAAAGGGUUUUCCACAGUAUCAGAAGCGCAGGCCAAAUCAUGAUUACCUUUGUGCAGAAUGAGUAGAGUUUUAGGACACACUGCUAUCUUUUAAUACAAGUGGAGUGUUGGUAGUGUAACCAUGAGACAAUGCAAGUGGAGUGUUGGUAGUGUAGCCACAAGAUGAUACAUUAAGUGGAGUGUAGCCACAAGAUAAGAGGAGUGUCGGUGUAGUAGUCACGAGAUGAUACAUUAAGUGGAGUGUAGCCACAAGAUAAGAGGAGUGUGGGUGCAGUAGCAGUGUAGCAGCCUGUGACGGAGGCCGACUGCCGCACUUCCGGUGGAGAGCGAGGCGAGAGAGCCGUGAGGACGACGCUGACAGAAGUGUAUGCUGAUAGCAGUCUGUGCUGUCCAAUUUCCUGCUAACUCCGGCCACAAACAAAAUCCUUGCUAUAUUUACAUCGACUGUUGACAAAGGAAAAGGAUGUCUGCGGCGGAUGAAAGACAAAUAACUGCCUCACCACCACUGAAGAAACGCUCAACAAGACGAGGACUGGCCAGAAGUGUUGUGACUGAGAGUCAGACCACAGAGAAUACUCCCAAACAUGUCACACAAGUCUACUCUACAUGUGUCGAGAGACUUUUUUCAUGUAUAGAUAACAGUGGUCUACGAGUACCACUCAACUUGAAGAAUGAUUCCAAUAUACAGUCCGAUGCAGGUCUUCACCAGGAAGUGGGAAGGUGCCUUCAGUCACCAAGUGUAUUGCCAUCAUCACCAACAGUAGCAGAAUCACUAGCAGAGGCUGAGCUCGAGAAGGAAGAUAGCCUGCUGCAUGCUGAGCCUUCUAUAAUUGUUGAAGAUGGGCCACCAUCACCACCACCAUCUUCACAUCUGUCUAAACGGCACAAGUCCCUGACAAAGGGAAUCAAAACAGCACUAGAUACAUUGACUUCUGCAAAAGGUGAUUUGCUGAAGAACACAAUAGUCUCACCGAUUGUGGUGGAAGAAUCUCCAGUCAAAAGAAAGGAUUCAAUGAUUGUAAAAGUUCGUUACAUGUCUGAUGUCCACAGGUUUGAAAUGGCCUCGACUGAGCUUUUUCACAAGCUGCAGUCACAGAUGGCAUCUCUACUUUGUACAAGUGAGGAUCGGAUAGGACUAUAUCUUUAUGACACACGCAUUGGUCCUACAGAGACGCCACAAUCAAAAAGUUUAAAAUUAGCAGACAUUAUAGAAUGUCAUGUCUUGUGUCCUGGAAAGUUUGAUUCUGAAGCCGACAGUGUGCCGUCUGCUGAUACAGUUCGGAUUCUUAUGCAGUGCCCUAAGAGUCGGAACAACUCGCAUCUCCUCAUCAAAAAGUACCAGCCAUUCCGGGUCAUGAUGGAGCAAUAUGCGCAGCAACGAGGGAAGGUCCUGGAUGCAUUCAAAUUUAAGUUUGAUGGGGAUGCUUUGGACCCAGAUGCCUUGCCAAUGGAUAUGGACCUUGAAGAUGGAGACACUAUUGAUGUUAUUGAGCUGGUUUAAAAAUAUUUUACCUGCUUACAUGUGCCCGCUAGUGAGAGAAGCUCAUUUUGUCAGGACAGUUGGUGGUGGUAUUCCUUACCUGACUGACCAGUGCUCACAGAAGUGAUGUGGAAGAAAAUAACUGCAGUACGAGUGAAGAGCUGUAGUUUUGUGUUUUCUGAUAUUUGCAUACGGGCAACAUACUGAACAAGGAUACAAAUGUCUCUUUGCAAAUAGCUGUGGCGUUAAUAGUUACACUAUUUGCAGGCAUUCAGAUAUGUUUGGUCUGAAGACUGAAACAAGAUGAUUCUUAUUUUCUAAAUGUGAGAACAGAAAAAGAAACCCGAGUGUUGCCCAGGUUUGUGCCAGCAAAAUGUUCUUUUGUCACAAAUGGUUUAACUAAUAAGAAUCAAGCAUGUCAUGAUGCAGUUUAUUUAUGGUUUACAGCCAUUUUCUAUAUGUUUUUAACACUGAUCUAAAAUUUAGAUCAAUUCAUGGUCACAAUCAUGAUAUAGGAAGGCAUUGACAGCAGUUGUGUAUCAAUGGUCAAAUUUCAAACCACCAAUACUUAAGGCCUGAGGAAUGUUGAGAGCACAAUGUAAGGCUACACAAGUGGUUCAGGCUUUUCUUUUCUUUGUAUGUGGCUGCCAUCUGGUGACAUUAUUUGGCAGGGCACACUUUGUGUAUGUUUCUUGAUAGUGUCAUUUCCCCACCAUAUAUUUGUCACUCAGGAGACUCGAUCAACACUUCAUUUUGUCCAUUUACAUCCCUUGCUCAAACAUACAUCCCUACUUUCUUGUCAGCAUGUAGAACUUAAAGUAGCUCUAGAAUUGAAGGCAGCAGUAGCCUAGGACUAGGUUGACAUUGACUGUGAUCAACUUUAUUUGUCCCAGUGGGCAAUUUGAACAUGGAAUCAAAAGGCUGUGCUUUGCUGUGCUGUGCUGGCUAGUGAAAAUAGCUGGUACCUUGUGCGGCAUUCAACUGAUGCAGAGGACAAGGACAACAGCUGUCAGUUCUGUAGUCAAGGCAUGUUAUUUCCAUAUCCGCACUCUUGGAUGACUCCGACCCAGUCUUAAUAAGAAGACUGCAAAUGCAGUUGCUGUGUCCCUCAUCGGUUCUAAAUUAGACUAUG
Molecule: messenger RNA, 2680 nt
Organism: Pomacea canaliculata
Lineage: Eukaryota; Metazoa; Mollusca; Gastropoda; Architaenioglossa; Ampullariidae
Product: NFATC2-interacting protein-like
Exons: 8
Coding region: 532-1569 (345 amino acids)
Biological process (GO): cytokine production; positive regulation of transcription by RNA polymerase II
Source: RefSeq, a predicted model, not a curated record